GAGAAGUGGGGGGAGGUUCAAACAGGAAAGGAUGUAUCGGGGAAUUGGUUGGAACAAAAGUGGUCAAAUGUGCCUUAUGUUGCUGAAGUGAAAAUUAGGAACCAGCAAGACUGGGAGUGCUGGUCGUACCUGAAAAAGAUGGAGUCCUCAGUAGCAACAGGAGGAGAACAAUUUGCCACAUCUGUUUCUGAGUAUGAUGCUGUCACAGAGGGACAGAAUCCCUGCAUCUCUCCCUCAUACCUGCAACCCAAGCAGAAAACCAGCUGGGAAGAGAAUGCCAAGCUACUGGGAGAGAGCACCUCUCCUUGCAAGCUUGUGCCUUUGUCCAAUGUGAAUGAGGGAAUUGUAUUGCAGCAGCAGCAGCAAAAAGAUUUACCCCUGAAGAUAACCAUGGUGAAAUGUAAGACUGGGCUUCCUGACUCUCAGCUGCAGGGUUAUCUGAGAGGACAACUUCGUCUUCUGGAAAACGAUGACAAAAAAGCCAGGGCAGUUUUCUGUGAGUUGUCUGCCAGGCUGCUGUCCAUUCACAGUGAAGACCAACUAAUAGUGGUGACAUUUUGGACCUUUGAAGAAAUCUGGAAGUUUGUAACUUAUUAUUCCCUUGGUUUUUUAAAUCAUUGUAUGGAGAAUCUGUUGCUAGAUGACUAUUUCUGGCUCUCUUCAUCAGAGGAAUCAGUUGGAAUUGAUGUCAGUCUUGAUGAGGAAUGUCUUGGUAUGAUAUACAGAGGCCUCUUAAUUCAAGAAGGUAAUUGUCCGGAAAUACUAAAUAUUCAUGGAAUUAAAUUACACGAUGAUCUCUGGGAACAAAUGUUGAAUUUUCCAUAUUACAAAAUGCUAUGGCGUAUGGCCCCUGAAGAAAUGGGGGGGAACCUGGCUAAGGGCUUUCCAGAGCCCCUGAUCCCUUUUCAUCAAUGGUUUCUGAAAGAAAACACAGAGCCUGCUGAUUUUGCUGUAAAAAAUGAAUCUGCAGUCACAGAUCAAAUAGCCACAGGAUUUUCUGUAGCAAUUGUUAGCAAUGAAAGUGCUGUGCCUGAGGAAAUUGGCUUCCAGAAAGGAGACAGAAUUGAAAUCAUUGGCUACUUUAUGAAAUGCAUGAAGUGGUUUGUGGGAAGACAUGCCCCUACUGGCCAAGUUGGUUUUGUGCAGAGUAGCCAUGUCAAACCUGAAGACUUUGAGACGACUGCAGCAGAGUACCGACCACCAUGCCUGGCUUUCUUUGAAGAUGAGCAUUCUUCUGCAAAAGAAAAUGCCCUUUUGGAAGAAAAUGUGGUGAACCUCUUGGCACAAACAUCACAUUAUAACAUUUGCAAUUUAUAUCAAUUAGAUCGCCAAGAAGAUUUUGAAUUUGAGAAAUCUACCGAGCGAGAGAUGUCUCAUUCCUUCCUUAACAAGCAUUCUGGCACAAUGAAAGACAAUAUGGUGCAGUCCCUGAUAAAAGUGAGAAGCUCGCAGUUUCACAGGGAAGAGGUCAAGGAUAAAAAAAGGCCAUUCUCUGCUUCGGAUGAGGAGAUGCCUUCUAAAUCCCAGGAUCCACACUUCUGCAUAUGCCCAGAGGAUGGAGUUUGUGGGCCAGAAAUCCUGGAUUCCUUACUGUUGUUUCUGAACUGCAAAGGAUAUGAGAGCAGUUUCAAAAACAUAUACGACCUCUCAUUUUCCUUUCUUAGCACCCUAUUCCAUGGCUAUGCCAGCGAGGAAGAUCUGGUUGAUUAUUUUGUACUGGCAAGGGAAGCGGCAAAACGAGCAAGUCUGCCAAGGGCUUUGGCGAGGCUCUGCUAUCUCUUGGGGAGAAUGAGUGUCCGGAAAUUCAAGCUUUCUCAAGCUCGAGUUUAUUUUGAAGAAGCUUUGGCAACAACACUGGGAGAUUUUAGUGACCUCUUCCUCAUAGCUUCUCUUUAUACAAAUCUAACUGGUAUCUACCUGAAGCAAAAGAACAAGGAAAAAUGUGCUUGCUUUUUUGAAAAGGUUGCUUCUUUGCUUAUGGGAAUUCCCAACUACAUCAGCAGCACCAGAAUGGAAUCAGAUAUUCUGAAGUACGCUUUAAAAAGGGCAGUGCUUAGUCAAAGCAAGUAUGCAGAAGCUAGAGCAUGCUUCCUUCUAGCAAAGCACUAUCUGAACUUUCGCCAGGGUGAAGAAGCCCUGCCAUUUCUAGAAAGGCUGCAGCUUCUGAAUAAUGCCUUGGGUUUGCAAAAUGGCUCAUUGUCAGUUGAUUGCUAUUUUAAGCUAGGUCCACUCUACAGUGAGAAGUGUUUGCCCCACCUUGUGCUAAGCUGUGUUAAGGUGGCCGCCUCUUGCAGCUCAUGCAGUUUGCUGGAGUUAUUCAGAAGCAUUGACUUAGUAUUUAAAAAUGCUCCCAAAGUCCACUGUUUGAAAACUGUGGGACAAAGACAUCCCUCCCAGACUGCGUAUUAUCUCAGACAAGUACUCCACUUGCUAGAGACCAGCAAAGAACACCCAAAGUUGUGCAGCAUGGUUUGUUGCAAUCUGUCUCUACUAUAUAGCCACCACAAACAGUACGGAAAAGCAAUCGACUACAUGGAGAAGGCAAUAGAUACAAAUGCACAUUCAAGCAGUGAAGAACUUAUUGGUCAUUUAGUCUCCCUCAGUUGGCUGUAUAUUCUCCACCAACAAAACACUGUGGCUCUGGACAUUUUAAAUGUUGUAGUAGAGUCUACACAGAGCAGUCACCAGCAGUUAGGUAUUGUUUAUAACAUGACUGCCAUUGUUUUAAAGAGAAUGAACAAUACCAAGCAGGCAGCUGAAAGCUACUAUAAAGCCCUGAGCAUUUCAAGAGAGAUGGGAAUAGUACAUAAUCAGGCUGUGGCUUUGGCCAACCUUGGGAUUCUCUGUCUGCAUUCAGCUGCCAGAAGUCUUGGAGAGCAUUUCUUAAUUAAAGCAGUCACACUGUUUUCUGAACUGCCAAGUGUUGAAUGUGGCAGAGAUUUUAUAGACAUCCUUCUCAGGCUAGGAUGCUACUAUGCCAAUGGAAUUUAUAAAGAUAAAGGGAGAUGUUGUUAUGAAUGGGCAUUUUUGGUAGCAAUGGAAGCAAACCAUUUGGAAGGGCAGCUACGGGCCGUUCAGCAUCUGUGUCAGUUCUACAGUACAGUCCUUCCAGAUGAAGCUCUGUGUGUCGUCUACAAUGAGUAUCAACUCUCCUUAGUUAGGAAAACAUCCGACAAAGUCAUGGAGGGGCAGAUACUGGAAACGAUCAGUCAGCUGUAUCUAUCUUUAGGCACAGAAAGGGCAUACAGAUCUGCCCUGGAGUACACCAAAAGAAGCCUUGGAAUAUUCAUUGAUCUUCAAUCAAAAGAGAGGGAGGCACAGGCUUGGCUUCAGGCAGGAAAGAUAUAUUACAAAUUGAGGCAGAACGAGCUUGUAGAUCUUUAUAUCCAGGUUGCCCAAAAUGCUGCUCUGUGUACUCACGAUCCUAAUUUGCAAAUGGAAUUGUUUGAAGCUUCAGGAGACAUAUUUUUUAAUGGAGAAUGGGAAAAGGAAAAAGCAGUGCCUUUCUACAGGGACAAGGCUCUACCACUUGCUAUUAAGAUGAAGAACAGCAGUGCUGAGCUCCGACUCUUCAACAAACUGGUGGGAUUGCUGUUAACUCUAAAGGUGUAUGAGGAAUGUCUGGAGUAUGCACAAACAGCGUUAAUGCUCAGUGUCAAUUUAGGGAAUCUGUUAAAUGAAAGGAUAGCCUAUCACCGGCUGGCUGUUGUCUACCAUCAUCUAGGGCAAUGUGAGCUUACUGAGCACUUCUUCUUAAAAGCCUUGUCUCUCUGCCCCUCACCUCUUGAGUUUGAUGAGGAAGCCCUAUACUACGUAAAAGUGUACCUUGUUCUUGGAGACAUUACAUUCUAUGACUUAAAGGACCCUUUUGACGCUGCUGGAUACUAUAACUUGGCCCUUGCAGCUGCCAUGGACUUGGGAAACAAAAAGGCUCAACUGAAGGUUUACACAAGACUUGCGAUAAUUUACCACAACUUCCUGGUGGACCGAGAGAAGUCUCUCUACUUCUACCAAAAGGCAAGAGCCUUCGCCACAGAGCUCAAUAUUCGCAGAAUAAAUCUAGCCCCUGAUCAACGUCUGAGGGCAUCAAGGGCACCGUUGAAAAAUGCCAAGUGAGGACUUGACAUCAGGGGACUUUGUGCUGAGAGCAAAUUGUAACAUAGUCUUUUGCAUGUGAAAUGGUACACGGCGCAUAGGGUUACUGACCUGAAUGCGGCUACUUUAGCUCUUGCAUACAGAAAUGUGUUUGCAAAUGUGUCUUCUGUCCCCAAAUGAGCAGCUGUAUAGGGUCCAGUGAAACGAGAGCAAAAGGUUCCUGGAGAGCUUUGGCAACAAUCCAUCUUACAAGCAGAUUUUGGACCAAAUUGUUCACAUACUAACUGUUGGAAACAGAGGAAUCUUAAAAUACGAUUAACUGAAAUAAUAAAGAUACUGACUGACUAAUCCUUAAACUUCUCAUGCUCCCUCUGUAAUUAGUAUGAAUGUUCUGGGAUGUGAUUGUGAAAUAUUUGUUUCCAAGUGGGGCUCGGGAAGAAAAUGUUGUAAUAUAUCCCAUUCACAUCUAUACCUGAGCUAGUGUGUGAGCGAGCUGAAAACAAGUUGACAUGAGACAAAUGUAAAAUGACAGAAUAAUGAAGGAGUAAGCGAAGGAACAAGGCAAAUUUUGAGCUGGUGCAAAUUGUCCCUGUGUCUCUCUC
This is a messenger RNA of Zootoca vivipara (common lizard), 4697 nucleotides long. NCBI's taxonomy places the organism in Eukaryota, Metazoa, Chordata, Lepidosauria, Squamata, Lacertidae. The record is from RefSeq and is a predicted model, not a curated record.